AUGGAGUUUACGAGCAAUGCUGAAAUAGAUUCGUUCGUUAUUGGGGACAAUACCAUAGAAUUGAUUGGUUAUGUAGAUGGAAUCGAUGGUAGCAAGCAAGUUAAGAAUAACACGAAAACGCUUUUCAAAUUCAUUCUUAACAAUGGACAAGGGAGGAGGAUUCGUAUCCUCAUGUGGGAAGACAUGGCCAAGAAAUAUGAACAAACGAUUGUUAACAAGCAGAUAUUGUUUAUCGAGAGGGGCCUAAUUCAGAAUGUAAAUAUGACGUUCUUCAAAAAAGAAGAAAAUGUAGUCCCCAUUGAAGUUUGUUGUUGGCGUAAUACCACAAUUAAGAUACUGGGGCGUUAUGAAGAAUUAGGUACGAUUGAGCCUCAAAGCACAAUAAACACGUGCAUUAAAAACUGUGCCAAGGAAAUUGGAAAAAUAAUAAGAUUACAGGGAUAUAUAAGAGUGGAGUUCACGUUGGUGCCCAUGGGACACUCUUCAUAUGGCAAUGGGGCCAUUGUUGACGAUGUAUAUAGGCUUAGAGUACACAUCGUUGACUUUAAGGACGAUCCAACUUUGAAAUCCGGGGUACACGUCGAAUGUGUGGGAGAAAUUAAAAAAGACAAAAAUGAUGGAAUUUUUUUGCAAUUGGAAAACAUGAGCAAAAUAGAAAUUAUUGACGAACUGGUUCUAUCAACUGAUAAUUUAAGACGGGGAAUAAUUCCUCCAGAAACUAGAAAUCUAGAUGAUGAUGAAAAAAAUAAAGCAAAACGAAGUCGAAUUCAAAAAAAUUUGGAUGAUAGCGGAAUAAAUUUUAGCCGCGUUGAUUUGGAUGAGGAUUUAAACUGGGGAUUUCGAAUAAUAAUUUCAGAUUUAAACUGGGAUUCCGAAUGA
Messenger RNA from Ceutorhynchus assimilis (cabbage seed weevil), 879 nucleotides. The record is from the annotation of a GenBank genome assembly. Lineage: Eukaryota; Metazoa; Arthropoda; Insecta; Coleoptera; Curculionidae.